Messenger RNA from Penicillium paradoxum, 864 nucleotides. Its product is annotated as fumarylacetoacetate hydrolase family protein. NCBI's taxonomy places the organism in Eukaryota, Fungi, Ascomycota, Eurotiomycetes, Eurotiales, Aspergillaceae. The coding region runs from base 1 to 864 and encodes 287 amino acids. The transcript has 5 exons. Gene Ontology annotation, molecular function: acetylpyruvate hydrolase activity. The record is from RefSeq and is a predicted model, not a curated record.
AUGUCGACUUUCAAGCAUCUUUUCCAAUUCGAGACGGAAGAUCAGGAGAGCCUUUUUGGAAAAUGCGACUCCACGGAGCCCAUCAUCGGGGGAUCGGUCACAGCGUAUCCGACCUUUGAGGAUUUGAUGGAAGAGCGGAAUCCGAGAACCGCGACCGUAGCAAAGCUACUUCCGCCACUCCCCAAAGCGGAUCUUCCUAUUUACUGCAUUGGACUGAAUUACAAGAGUCACGCGAAAGAAGCCAGUCUCAAUGUCCCAGCCAAUCCACCAGUGUGGACCAAACCCGCUGCGGCGCUAUCAUCUCCGGAAGAAACCAUUCCUGUUAGUCGAUUUUGCGCCUCGCAUCUUCCCGAUUGGGAGGGUGAGCUUGUAUUCGUCACCUCGCGUGAGUGCCGGGAUAUCACGCCAGAGGAAGCCUCAUCCUAUAUCCUCGGGUAUACAGUUGGCAACGACCUUACUUGUCGCUUCUUCCAGCUUGCCGAACAAUCUGGCGGCCAGUUCUUCUAUGCGAAGGCAUUCGAUAACUUUGCUCCCAUAGGACCAGUCCUUACGAGCCCAGAUGUCUUCAACAAGGAGAGAGCAACGGCCAGUUUGGUUACCCGUAUCAACGGGGAGGUGAAGCAAAACACGGUUAUCCGAAAGGAUAUGAUAUUUCCCCCCGAAAGGCUGCUUAGCUGGAUGAGUCAAAGCACCACUAUACCAGCAUACACAGUGGUCAUGACCGGAACCCCAGCGGGAGUCGGAAUUUUCCAAAAGCCACGUCAACUGCUGAAGGACGGAGAUAAGAUCCAAAUUGAGAUCUCUGGCCUAGGCACGCUGAAGAAUCAAGUCAGAUUCGAGGACGGCCAGGAUUCCCUAAUGUGA